Messenger RNA from Scedosporium apiospermum, 1896 nucleotides. RefSeq lists its product as uncharacterized. The coding region runs from base 1 to 1896 and encodes 631 amino acids. The transcript has 2 exons. NCBI's taxonomy places the organism in Eukaryota, Fungi, Ascomycota, Sordariomycetes, Microascales, Microascaceae. The record is from RefSeq and is a predicted model, not a curated record.
AUGGCCUCCACAUAUAGGCAGUUCUUGGCCUCGCCAAACUCAUCGCUGCUUUCCGCGGACGCUACCCUACACUAUGUCACGACUACGACUGCGAUUCGCGGUGCGACCGAUAUCAUCAAGCACCUGAACUCGUUGCGCAACCAAGUCAAGAAAACCGCCGAAGAUUUUCUCGAUGUCAUUGAGGGCCGAAACGCCGCCGCCAUCCAGGUCAAGACGACGAUGACUUUUGUCAGCAGUGGCGGACCAUACUUGCCUGGACUUGAUGACAACUUCCUCUCUGAGAGAGAAGUUCACCUCCCAAUUAUGCACAUCGUGUCGUUUGACGGACAGGGCAAGAUUGCGCAGAUCCGACAAAGCUGGGAUCAAGGUGCGCUUCUCAAACAAGUAGAUGUUAUCGGCAGGUCGGGUCGAAAUUGGCCCAUUCGCGACGGUAGUGAUCAGAUCAAGGUUAUCACCACCUGUCUCUCUGCCAGAGGAGCCGUCGCAGAGAGUGCACCCGAGAGUAGUGAUGUGCUCCACCGCUCGCGCGGUAACUCGGUGAACGCCCUUCGCGACCCUCACGCCUCUCUCGAGCUUUUUGCCCCUCGAGAUGCCGCUGAAGACGCUGCAGCUGCGAGAAUCAUUUCACCUUAUGCGGGUACUCGACCUCGCCAGCGAUCUUUCACGGAGAUUUUGGGUGAUGAGCCUACGGACGAAGAUGACGGCUCGCCGAGCCGAGGUCGUUCUCAGUCACCAAGCAAAUUCAUCGCCCCUAAGGCCGGCUCUAAUAAGAAAUUCCAGCCCAAUCGACUCUUUGAAACCGACGAACAAGAUGAGGAUGAUGGUCGCGGACGUGUUCAGCAGCAAACCCGACCUAUUGCUCCCAAGAUUGGCGCUGGAAAGAACUUCCAACCUAGCCGUCUGUUUGAAAUGGAAGAAGAAGCCCACGAUGAGGACAACGGACGCGGCCGUUCGCAGCAUCAAACCCGACCUAUUGCUCCCAAGGUCGGAGCUGGAAAGAACUUCCAGCCCAGCCGUCUGUUUGAGGUGGAGGAUGAGCAGGAUUCCCCCGACAACAAACCGAAGCCAGACCGGUUUUACCGCCCCAACCCCAAGCGAUUCCAGCACUUUGCCUUGGGUGAUGAGCACGGCGAAGGUGAAGAGACCACGCCCAAGGCUAGCGACCAGACAGAUAGGAGCAGAUCCAGGUCUAAGCAUGACAGCUCGUGGUCCUUUGAUGACUUUGUGACACCGCAGAAAGCGCUUCCUACUCGGACUAUCCGCCGCCCACAGGAUGUGCGUCACUGGGAUAACGAGGCUGAAGAAACCCCGGCUAACCAACGGAAGCCUGCCGGUAAGCCCCGCCGCGAUGCUGAGCACCACUUCGACUUCGCCGACGACGGCCCAGAGCCUACGGAGCCUCGCCCUGCUGGUGUCCCCAGAGGAACGAAGCAUAACACCGGCCUUGGACUGUACGACAACCACGUUUACCAUGAAGAUGGCAAGGCACCUUCUCCUGGCCCUGACCCGUACGCACUUGGAAAUAUCACCAACCUAAAGGACCGCAAGAAGACGUUUGAUCCCAGCUUCUCAAUGACUGACGAUCCCGAGGACGACCAGACCCCCCAGCCUCGCAAGGUUAGUGAGGAUCGCAAGAAGGCCGUGAAGAUGAUGGAGGCCAAUUGGGCUGCUACUAAUGACUCGCCCGCGUCGCAGAAAGAGAACUCCCGUGGUAGCGCUGCUGCGCCCGGCCGAAGGUUGGGCAACCAGGGAAUUUCCAUUGCCGGUGAUGGGAUGGGCUCGAGAAAGGGGGCAAAUGCCGACAGGGCUAGUAACAAGGGCAUUCUUAUUGGCGGUGAUGGAAUGGGUGGGAAGAAGGGCACUGCCCGUGACUGGCUCUUCCCAGAAGAGGACUAA